Molecule: messenger RNA, 1247 nt
Organism: Hyalella azteca
Lineage: Eukaryota; Metazoa; Arthropoda; Malacostraca; Amphipoda; Hyalellidae
Gene: Rad1
Product: cell cycle checkpoint protein RAD1
Exons: 8
Coding region: 253-1086 (277 amino acids)
Biological process (GO): DNA repair; DNA damage checkpoint signaling
Cellular component (GO): checkpoint clamp complex; nucleus
Molecular function (GO): 3'-5' exonuclease activity
Source: RefSeq, a predicted model, not a curated record
CUUGUUUGUGAUUUUGGUCCUGUCUUACCCCAUCUGACUAUAUACUUUAUUCUGGGUUUGGCACUACAAAUUUAAACACUUUCAUGGCAUGAAACCCUUAAUUUUUAGUUUAUUAACACUGGAUUUUUAAAUUACUUGAGCUAAUGUAAAACUGUGUAACUAUUGUUAUUCUUCAAAGCCAAUUGUCCUUUUAUUUUUUUCUUUCCAGUUUUGCAUCUCUCAUCAUCAUAUACAAUUCAUUUCAGUAGCACCAUGGCACUGUCUUACCAAAAGGAAGAUGGAAGUGAUCUCCAAUUGGUUGCCAAAAUUGACAAUGCCAAUAUUGUCCUGCAUCUAUUGAAAACCAUAAGUUUCAGGGAGACUGCAACUGUGUGUGCCAGUGCCAAUGGUCUCAAGGUGACGGUUGAGGAGGGCAAGACACUACAAGCAAAUGCAUUCAUUCAGGCCGAGUUCUUUCAGGACUACCACAUAAAGGAAGAGGUACUGACUUUCAAGAUCAACUUGUGGGUGCUUGUUGAGUGCCUGAGCAUCUUUGGUUCGCGCUCGAGUCCCGGCAUGUCGGCAGCUCUCAAGCUUAUGUACAAUGGCCAUGGCUCGCCACUCGUGCUAUUGCUGGAGGAGGGUGGUGCCGUCACCGACUGUAAGAUCGUCACACGCGAUGCCUGCGAGUCUCUGGACUUCAACUUCAGCAGCGAUCGUGUGGUGAACAAGCUGAUCAUGCGCAGCGAGUGCCUGAGGGAAGUUUUUUCUGAGCUCGACCAGUCGAGUGCUUUCCUGAGCUUCCACAUCACCACCUCACCCGCCAACCUCAGACUUUCCACCUCUGGCAACUACGGUGUGGUACAGACAGACAUCCCGGGUGACAGCGAGAUGAUCGAAACGUUCAAGUGUUCCAGUGCGACGUCGCACUCCUACAGGAUGUCCCUCCUGCACACCACCUUCAAGGCCCUGGCGGCGGCUCAGAAGGUGUCACUGCGCGUUGACGAGCGCGGCUUCAUGUGUCUGCAGUUCAUGAUCAAAGCGGAGGGCAACGAAAUUGCCUUCGUCGAGUUUUUCUGUUGCCCUGAAGAAGAACUCAUGGACUGAAGGCUGACGUGGGCAUUCAAAGAUGGGUGACGUUCGUCUACAGCGCGACACAUGGCGCUGCUUUGACCUUAUGGAACGCAUAGUACAAAAUCCUCCUAUUCUUAAAAGGCGUUAUAAUUAUAAAAGAGUAUCUACAAAAAGGAAUAAAAUAUUUUGUAUUA